Molecule: messenger RNA, 5913 nt
Organism: Hyla sarda
Lineage: Eukaryota; Metazoa; Chordata; Amphibia; Anura; Hylidae
Gene: MDFIC
Product: MyoD family inhibitor domain containing
Exons: 5
Coding region: 384-1127 (247 amino acids)
Source: RefSeq, a predicted model, not a curated record
GGGGUGUUGGUAAGCUUUACAGUAUGUAGACUUCUGGAGCAGAGUUGUGUAAUGGCUGCUAACUUGGAGAGCACAACAGCAGCACUAUGUAUUUGUGUCGCUACUUUUGGCCUCUGCUGAAGGGAACUGCACAUUGAACUGCCGUAAUGUGUGCUUCUUUAAGUCACCCUGUCGGAAAAGAAGUUUGAACAUGCAGGGCAAGAUAUAACAGAAGAAGACUUGAAGUAAGUUUUCAUCCUGUAACAGAGGAACGAACGUGUGGCAUUUGUAUACUAUAUAUACAGACGGGAAACUCACAGCACUGAAACUUUGCAGGACAUCAUCAGAAAAGUGUGCAACUUGUCUUUGGUUACAUUUGUGUUUCUUGUGGAGAGACCUGGCAGAUGUCCCAAGUGAAAGAACCUUUUCCUCCAGGGCCUACAGGGCCUGAACAAGAUACUUCAGUUGAAGAGAGCCCCUUGAUCUCCCUCCCCCUGGAAAAAUGUGAAAAGGACAAUAUGGAUGUGGAAAAUACAAGUCAAAGUCAGUAUUUCAAAAACAAAAGUGUACAAACAGAUUUAGAAGAUUCUAUUUUGGCAAAUAAGGCAGAUGCCAUUGUAAAAACCCAACCUCAGAGCUUGCCUCAGCCAAAUACUUCAGCACUGGAACAGAGCGAGGAAGAAACUGGCAGGAUGCAAAAUGGUCAUGUAGGUCUGAGUAAUAUCAAUGGAAUCCACAACGGGGUCAAACAUGUUGCUGCAGAUAAUAAAAAAUUAUCAGCUCCCGUUUCUCAAAAAAUGCACAGGAAGAUCCAGUCCAGUUUGUCUGUGAGCAGCGAUGGCAGCAAAAAAAGCAAAAUGAGUUCUACAUAUUCUCAAAAACCUGGGUCAUCACCUGAAGAUUGCUGUGUUCACUGUAUAUUAGCUUGUUUAUUUUGUGAGUUUGUCACACUCUGCAACAUAAUAUUAGGACAAGCUUCUUGUGGAAUCUGUACUUCUGAAACCUGUUGUUGCUGUUGUGGAGAAGAAAUGGGAGAUGACUGCAAUUGCCCUUGUGAUAUGGAUUGUGGAAUAAUGGACGCCUGUUGUGAAUCUUCAGAUUGUUUGGAAAUUUGCAUGGAAUGCUGUGGAAUUUGCUUUCCUUCAUGAAGCUAACAAUGACUUUGAUCUUUAAAAACUGGAGUUUUUAUUUUAAACUGAAAAUGACUUUUAGAUUUAUAGAACUGAACUUUUUUGCACUGCUAUUUUUUAUUUUAUAUGACUUACUGGAGAUCAAAUUUAUUAAAACAAUUUAUAAACAAAAUGUAUAUCAAAAUAUUCUUAUGCUGCCCAUUCAGAUAAAGGGGUAUUCCAAAUGUUAGAAUAGGCCAUACUUUUCUGAUUAAGGUCAAACCACAAGGACCUACAUCUUACUACUGGUGAAAAACAUUUUUUUUUUAAAUCAACUGGUGCCAGAAGGUUAACCCAUUCCUGCCACAGGACGUAUGCAUAUGUCCUGCGCGGGCUCCCUCGGUAUAACGCGGGGUCACGUGUGGACCCUGCGUCAUAUCACGUCGGUCCCAGCGGCCCUGUAUUAACCCUUCAGACGCGGCUAUCAAAGUUGAUUGCCGUGUCUAAAGUGAAAGUAAACAUUGCCGGUUAGCUCAGUGGUGCGGUUCGGGACCGCUGUGGUGAAAUUGUGGCAUCCCGAACAGCUUGCAGGACAGCAGGAGGAUCCCUACCUGCCACCUCGCUGUCCGAUCACCGAAUGACUGCUCCGUGCCUGAGAUCCAGGCAGGAGCAGUCGAGCGGCGAUAAUACUGAUCAAUGCCCCUAUGGGGGUUAUAACAUUGAAAAUAAAGUCUUAAUAAAUGUGAUUUAAGCCCUUCCCUAAUAAAAGUCAGAAUCACCCCCCUUUUCCCAUAAAAAAAAAAAAUAAAACUAUGUAAAUAAAAAUAAAUGUAAACAUUUGUGGUAUCGCCGCGUGCAAAAAUAUCCAAACUAUAAAAAAUGUAUAGUUAAUUAAACCACACGAUGGCGUACACGUAAAAAAAAGUAAAAAGUCCAAAAUAGCGUAUUUUUGGUAACACUUUAUACCAUAAAAAAGAAUAAAAAGCGAUCAAAAAGUCCAAUCAAAACAAAAAUGGUACCGAUUAAAACUUCAUAGCACAGCGCAAAAAUUAGCCCUCAUACAUCCCCAUAUGUGGAAAAAUAAAAAAAAGUUAUAGGGGUCAGAAGAGGAGAUUUUUAAAUGUAUACAUUUUCCUGCAUGUAGUUAUGAUUUUUUUUUCCAGAAGUACAACAAAAUCAAACCUAUAUAAGGGAUAUUCCGGUCAAAUUUUUUUUAUCCCCUAUCCAAAGGAUAGGAGAUAAGAUGUCUGAUCACGGGGGGCCCGCUGCUGGGACCCCCCACAAUCUCCCUGCAGCACCCGCAUUCUAUGCGGGAGCCGCUUCUCCAGUUUUGGAAACCCUGGAGGGGACAUGAAUGGAGGGGGGGGUUGCGUGACGUCACGUCCCCAGUCCCGGAAACCCGGAGGUUUCCGAAACGAGACGCAGCUCCCGCAUAGAAUGCGGGUGCUACAGGGAGAUCGCGGGGGUCCCAGCAGCGCUUGACAGUUCCUGAGACAGAUAUAGGUGUCAGCAGAGAGCACUGUGGUCAAGAAAUUUAAAAAGAAAAGAACUUCCGUUGGAGCAUACAGCAAAUCUGUUUAAUUUCCUGGCACCAGUUGAUUUAAAAAAUGUUGCAUUACCUGCAAAAACCUUGAUCAACAAUGGUACUGAGCAGAGCACCAUAUCCCCUUUCUAGCUUUUAGUGGGGGCUUGGGGAUUAGACCUCCAUCUGUCAAUCAUGAGUGGGACAAAGGCAGAGUUGAGAAGGUGGGGAGGGGCAUUUAUUGAUUAAACAACAAAACCAUGUUGGACUGAGGGCUUAACUAAUUUGAGCACCAGGAUAGCUUGUUCCAGUAACCAUAUAUCUUAGCAAUAUGCCAUCACCAACUAUGACUUGGAAACUCCUUCAUUGCUCAAAGUAAUUAAUAGGUUAACUUGCUCAGACAAGUAUUAUGCCCCCACCAGUGUUUGCCAUUGAGCUUUUAGUUCGUUUUUCUUGAAUUAUGCCAGUAAGGUACCAUCUAGUGUUCCUUUUAAGUCUCAAGCAAUACAUUAUUAUGUAGAAAGAUUAUGACUGGACCUUCCCUUUUAGUGCUAGUUGUGUAGAUGGGAUCUAUAUAAGAAGCGAAUGCUAAUCUGCCUAAUUUCUUACCCAGUAAUGUUAAAGCCCAAUACUCACCCUCUGUAAAACAAACUAUUUAUUCUAUGAAAUGUAGGAAAGUCGUAUCAAUGUCAUUCAUGAUAAAACAACCAAAUGUUACUUAUGAAUGGAACCUAUUUCAUUAUUUUCUUGAAUUGUUUAUAAUUUUACAUUUAUAUUAUUUUAAGCUGCAUUCUACCUGGAUGCAAUUCUUAAGGAUACAAGUGUCCAUAAUCUUUGAAUAGCAUGUUAGGGUAUGUUGUGCAGUCAUAACACCAAUGCCAAGGACUUGAGAUGGACAUUAAUAUAAUCAGCCCUUUCAUCAAUAAAGCUGGAAAUGUUUUAUGUCCAAAAGAGCUGAUUAAGACCAUUUUCUGUCAACGUUUAGUACCUUUUAUUGACAAUAACAGGCAUAACAGAUACUGUGUGGAAUUUUUUUAAUCAUUCUCAGUUGCUGUAAUGUAUUUCAUACAAACAAGAGAUCUACAUCCCAUUGAUGGAAACCACAUCUAAGUCACAGAUCAAGGCAGAGAUUGAGCUGUGAUGUGUUGGAUUCAUAUAUUGGUAGAUUGUCUUAACUGAACCUUCAAAAAUCCCUAGUGUAUGGUUAGCUUAACUCUGGUCCAUCACUCUACUGUGUCUGAACAUUGACCGACAUUUAUCAUUGUCUUUAGACUGUUUUUUUGUGUCUAGAAAAGGCGCCAAAAAGGUGCAAGCAGGGUUUAUGCCUUUUUUGCGCCUUUUGGUUUACACAUUUCUGCUGAUUUUGAGUUGCAAUCCAAUGAUUUUGGCAAUACACAUGAUAUGGAAUGGUUUUAUGAACUGCACCUUUUUGUGAAAAGUCACAAAAAAGGUGCAAAGCCGCUGAAAAGUCAGAAUAAGAUAUCACUUCUUACAGAGCCCUUUUUAAAUAAAAUAAAGAAGCAGUUUGAUUGGUUGCUAUUAACAACUGGUAAACUUUUUCUAGCCACAGGUUUUGAUAAAUCUCCCAUUAUGUCCUUAAACUUAGUACUUAUAUGGUGCUUAAGGUCAAUCACUGAAGAGUGAUUGACAAAGCAAAAAUUGAAAAUCCAGCUUCAACCUAGUCUUCAAAUCCAAACAUAGUUUCUCCCCAUCAACAGCCGAUUCACAGUUGUCUUCUGACAUGCUGCUUCUCUAGCCUGCCUGUAUAUUGCCAGAGCAGAAGUAGAUCUCAUUCACUCAAGAUAGUAGUAUAAGCAGUAAGCAGUAACCACAUAGGUGAGAAUUUAAGAGUGGAAAUGGGCCAAUACACUUCUCUUAAUGGGUUUUUUAGCUUUUGACCUGAAUGUCACUUUAGGUAAAGGGGAUGGAAGAGAUUAAUCAAAACCUGUCCAGAGGAAAACUUGCUGAGUUGCCCAUAGCAACCAAUCAGAUUGCUUCCUUCAUUUUACAGGGGCCUUUUCAAAAAUGAAAGAAGCACUCUGAUUGCUAUGGGCAACUCUGGACAGAUUUUGAUAAAUCUUCCCCGAUAUCUUUUAAAAUUGUUGUCUUUUUUUUCCUAAAUUGAGCAUAUAACUUUUUUUAUAUAAGAAUUUUUUUUUCCGUGCAUUUCUAGACCUCCAUUGAUGAUGUGAGUUACUUGUAAAUAAACUUGAAAGGAACAUAAGGUACUGUGCUUUUUGGAAAUGUGUUCAUACUUGCUAUUUAUACCAUGUUUACAUUUCUAUAAUAAACAAUUUGAUCUGCUUCUCACAAGAUACAGUAACUAGAAGCACAUCAGUAAAACUCCUUGUCCUUUUGCCUCUGAAUAUUCUAAGUUUUUUUCCUAUAUAUGAUUGCCUAUUAAUUACAUGCAGUGUUAGAUGAGAAGAAUUCUCUAUGAAAGUAGAGGGACUUCAAAGAGCUAUAUAUUUUACUUCUUAGUAUGGUUUUCUUAUUAUCUCCUUCCCUAUCAUAACAAAGGCCUCCCUUUGAUAUUAAUAGAAGAAAAAAAUCUAGGUAGGCAUCCACAAUCCUUUGUCUGUGCCAAAACGAUUUGGGAAGAUUGCACAAGGUGUUUUUUUUUAAUUUUUUUUAUGUAGUAAAGUUAAAAACACAAUAUUGAUCUGUGAUAUGGUUUAUAAUAAGGUAUAAAAAAUAUAUAUAUAAUAAUGAUCUGUGAUAGCGUUUAUUUAGACUUUAACGUCUUACUGGUUUAGGGAUACUCUGUAAUGCAGAUGUCAAUAUGUAUUUAUGUGACUGAUGUUUUUUUUUUUUUUUUUCCCCAGAUCAAACAGUUAAAAACUGAUACUUAUUACUGUAUAUAUACAAUAUUCGAGUAAGAUAUUUCUUCAGAAAUAAAGCUGUUAGUUGACAUGGGGUUUAUUUCUAAGUAGCUUGUAUUAUGCUAGUAUUCUGCACUAGAACUAUUAUCAAGUGUGUUUAUAAAUAUCUCUGUAACAGAGAAAGCGUAUACUAUAUGUUUUGUUCAUAUUUAAUAUGUGCUUUUCUUUCUGGAUAAGUUGUAUUAGUAAAUACACAAAGAUCUAACAUCCUAGUGAGCAGAAGAAAAUUUAACAAUGUGAAAAUGUAUCUCUCUAAUAUAGAUCCAAAUCAGUCUUUAAUCUCCAUUUGUUUGUUUUUUGUUUGUUUUUUUCUCUAAAAUGCUUUAAUAUCACAAUGGAUAUUACAUACUAAAACGAUACAUUGAAAUGUUUCCGUUAACUGGAUUUAUUGUAUAAAAAAAUAAAGAAUUUUAUUUUACAU